Aspergillus ibericus CBS 121593 is the source of this 728-nucleotide messenger RNA. RefSeq lists its product as uncharacterized. The record is from RefSeq and is a predicted model, not a curated record. The transcript is spliced from 2 exons. The coding region runs from base 72 to 587 and encodes 171 amino acids. Lineage: Eukaryota; Fungi; Ascomycota; Eurotiomycetes; Eurotiales; Aspergillaceae.
CGUCCCUUGAGGCUUCCACGGAGCCUAAUCAAUUUGCCCCGAUCUAUUUGCGACAGCGGUUCGGAGCUUCAAUGUACGGGCUGUGUACUCCGUACCAUCUUCAGACUGCUCCGGGGUUGCUCUCAACACAGAAAUCGAGCGGAGAUGGCGCGAAGAAAUCUUCGUCAAGACCCGCCGUUCCUUUCAGCGGACCUGCUAUUGGUUCAACGGAUUCGCAGCGGAGAUCGGCACGGAGUCGAUCCUAUUGGUUUGCCAUUCUCAUUGCGCUCGGAUCCUCCCGCUCAACAAUCGACUCUCAAAUGCCAGUGUGCCAUCAACAUGGCUCGUCACGGUCGAUGAACCAUCCGUCCGCUGCUGAAUACCAUCAUAUCAAACCUCUGGAUGCUCACCGUGGCUGUAUCGGGCUACCAUGGCGCUUGCAUGCGUUUGCACCCACUGGCCACGACAACACUUUCCCCGUUCGGGCAAGGUGUCUGUCCCGGAUAAGCAUUCAGGAACCGUUCUCUGGGCGGACGCGCAAGCCGACAACCCGUCAAGCUUUGUGGCAACGCAUCGCCCCAUCCCUCCUGCGUAUGCGUGCAUCAUGACCAACCGCUAGUCAACACCCCGUCAUCCGGACCAACAGCUCCACUGCCUUCUCCAAUGAGAUGUUGACGCGGCCCAAACACAGGCAUCCUUCGCCCGUCAGUGGGCUGAGGAAGAAUUUAUAGCCAACCUGUAUAUUGCUG